Molecule: messenger RNA, 2225 nt
Organism: Lytechinus variegatus (green sea urchin)
Lineage: Eukaryota; Metazoa; Echinodermata; Echinoidea; Temnopleuroida; Toxopneustidae
Gene: mrpl18
Product: 39S ribosomal protein L18, mitochondrial-like
Exons: 4
Coding region: 108-791 (227 amino acids)
Biological process (GO): translation
Cellular component (GO): mitochondrion; ribosome
Molecular function (GO): structural constituent of ribosome; 5S rRNA binding
Source: RefSeq, a predicted model, not a curated record
CUCAGAUCGAUCGUGGGGGAAUGGUCGGCUCUCGAUCACAUUACGAAGUCUUGAAGAAACGUUAACAAAAGAUACUUUUUUGAAGAGGUUAGACUACAACGAAAAUAAUGGGUUCUACACAGGCAUUGAAGAUACUUUUGUGGACGGGAUUCAAUAAAUCACUGAAACUGAAAAUGGCCCGACGUACCUUCCUUUCCUUUGGAAAAAUUACGUCUCCAUCAACAUGUAGAUGCUUACAUGCAAGCCUGGUAUCUUUUAGUACAACAACUUCCCCAGUUCAACAAACCCAAUCUGAGCAGUGUGAAGAGGAGAAUGUUGCAGAACUAUCAGAGAAUGAUAGAGUUAAUCCACACUUCAUCAAUCGUAACCCAAGGAAUCUUGAAUUGAUGGCAGUAGCAAGGAAAGACAAAGGAUGGUCACAGAGUUAUCCUCGAAAAGAUUACUGGCAUAAGUUAUUUGUCAGCAAGACCAACAGGCAUAUCACAGCACAUAUUGAGCAUAUCAAAGGUAACAUUGUAGUGAAAGCAUCUACCAAGGAGUGGGCCAUUAAGAGACAUCUUUACUCUACAUCAGAUGUAUCAGCCUCAGAGAACCUUGGUAGAGUAUUAGCUCAGAGAUGUCUGGAGUCUGGUAUCAGCUUUAUACAUGUCAACAUGAAGAAUGAAGAGAAAGAUAAAGAAAGGAUGACUGUAUUCCUCAGUGCUCUUGAAGAAGGUGGUUUGGUGCUUGGUGAACCCAGAUCAGUUGUUGAUUUCAGAGAACCAAUUAACUACUUUCCAGAAGUGGAUUGACCAGAGAUCAUCAAAACAGACUCUUUCUGUUUCAAUAUGAAUGGAGACUCUCUUUGAUGGAUCCUACACUGACAUUGUUGGCAUGAAAGUAUUGUGGCAUUCCUGAAUGCACUCACAGCGGCAAGACUUCCAUAUGUCCCCUCUUCUAAAAUUGAAAUUAAAAAAUAUGGAGAAGGUUUAUCAAGGAUUAUCUAACAUAUAUCUAAGAGAUUUAGGAAGGAAAAGUUUUAUACAUACCAAAAUAUGGCUUUAUUCUGUCAAAAUCUUGAGUGUGUGUAAUUCCCAAUGGCAUCGGUUUAUUUAGUCAGAGAAAUAAAUACCCAAUACUCUUGGAGAGUAGACUAGUCGUAAUAUCGGUUGAUAACCGUUAUGAAACCUAUGGCUUUCAACAAUUCCUGCUAGCUCAGUGAGUAAGGCGACAGACUGGAGAUGCCUCGAUCAGCAGCGAGAGGUUUAAAUCCAAGUUCCAACCGGAAGUCAGAAGAAAAAGAAAACGAAAGAAGGUGGUUUUGGAGAAGUAUUUUUUUUUUAAUUAGUGGAGGGCACAUAAGGAAGUCUUUCCCUCGCAGCCCCUCUUGAUCAUGUUUUUAGGAUAUGAUUUGGAACUAUCACAAAAGUUAAAUAUAUGAUCCGCAUGCAAAAUUUUAGGAAAAAUUACCUCCAAAGUGCCAGCUGAAUCCUUCAGCUUCCCUCAGUGAAAUGACCCUUUUGACCACUACUGAAAGGACCACCUAUGCAAGGACACGAUUUCUUCAAACAUCAGGCUGUGGAAUUCAUUACCGCCUGUCGCUGUCAACUGUACCUCGUUGGAGCCUUUCAAGCAGAAGGUGCAGUGUGUCAAGCUUUGUUAAGCUUCAGUCUGUUUUUUUAGCUGCACAUAGAGUCCAUUGUAUAAAUUUUUUACUUGCAGCGUAGACUCGGCACUUGACAGGAACAAGGUACGAUAGUAUGCCAGUGGCGGAAUGUACCAGACUGGAAGAAGAAGACUGGGUCUUGAAGUCAUGGAAGUAUGAAGUUGUUGGCGCUUCUAGAAGGAAGGCUUUCUAAACAUUCUUUAUACUUGUGUUUUGGUCUUGGUUAACUAAUUUGUUUUUUGCUUAAACACAAUAGUCGCAUCCUGUCAUCCAACAGGAUCUUACUCAGAAGAGGUUCUAUUGUUGUGUAGUGGAUGUUAUUCAUACAGGUAAUCUAUCUAAAUUAUUCCCAGUUUCUGUCCAUUGGUACCUUCACUAAACACCCCAAACCACUACUUUUUCUUCACUAUACCACACAAAGCCCAAGCAUAAACAGUUAAACUACUGAGGUUGGUCGUGAUAUGCACUGCAGAAUGCAGAUAACUGCUCAUUCUAACACAUGCUACCACUUUCAUGUUGAGUGCUAUUGGUAUACAUUUAUGUAUAUAUAAUAAAGAGGAGAUAUACAAAAAGAAGAAUA